AUGAAGAAGAGUGCUGAUGCCAAGUAUGACUUCUUGGAUUUCUGGGAAUCCAACCAACAGUUUUUUGCUAUGAAACAAGGAACGACCAAAAACUUGAUGCAUUUCAAGGAACAAUUCUUGAGACAGGCUGAGGUCCUGCAAGAUCUAUAUGGUGUUGCCUGGUUCCAAAAUUUUGCAGUCAAGACACAAGCGUAUGCUGCUAUUGCUAGCACCGAUACUGCUGCUCAAGACAAGUUCAAGGAUGAUAUCUUUGAAGCCGUUCUUGCAACAGGAUUUCUGUGCAACUGCAAUCAAACGAGAACAGCUCCUCUGAUGCUGGAUCUUCAGACAAUCUAUUGCAGGGAAGUGGAUUACUAUCCAAAGACGGUCAGCAAAGCACACAAUAUGUUGAAGAUUCACAUGGAGUGA
Molecule: messenger RNA, 408 nt
Organism: Cylindrotheca closterium
Lineage: Eukaryota; Bacillariophyta; Bacillariophyceae; Bacillariales; Bacillariaceae
Source: the annotation of a GenBank genome assembly